ACACAGCCUGAGAUGUGUUUGCUGUCUGCCCUCUAGCUUUACAGAGCUCAUUUUUAUCAAAUCCAGCUAGCAUAUGCAAGCAGUUUGUGGACCACACCAUUGGUGUAGAGAAGUGCUUUGUGGUGCACAGAGAAAUAUUACUGUAUUCUUCAGUUCUGUACAAAUUCACCCUCCCUGCUCUAUUAGAAUGAAGAGCUCUUGAACAAACUGGAUCAGUAUCUCAUGAAGUAGAAGAAAAGUUGAAGUGGGGGACAAUCUGAAAUCCUCUGUUCUGCCUGCUGAAUUUGGAAGGAAGUGGGUGACAGACUUGCACAGGUGUUGAAUUCUUCUGUUUAUGGGGAGAAACAAGUACAAAAUCCUUGACGGAGAACCACUAGGCUUGUAUACUGCUUUUUAACAAGACUGCAGGCAUCAGAGGCAAUGAGAAACGGAGGACACGCUUCCAAAAUAUAUUGAGCAUGGGAGGAAAUUCAAAAGAUGAACACAAGUUGUGGGGGAGUCAGAGCCAAUCCCAGCAAACACAGCCUGCCCUAUGUGUUUGAGCUCCAUGCCAGAUGGGACUGAACCAGGAAGGAGUGGCUAUUCGUAGCACUGAAUUCCCUUAAGCGAGUGAUUAACUGGCUAGCAUAAAAAGGUUUGACAAGACUUUAGAGGCCUUGUGUGAUAAGAAUGUGACAACACGGCUGCCAGUUAGGACCUUCAUGUGAGGAUCUACCCACAGGGCACUGUCACGGGAAGAUUUCAAACUUGUUUCUUAUUAAAAACGUCUUCAUAUUAAGGAUGCCGGCCAAGACGCCCAUUUAUCUCAAGGCAGCCAACAACAAGAAGGGAAAGAAAUACAGGUUGAGGGAUAUCUUGUCUCCUGAUAUGAUUAGUCCUCCACUCGGAGACUUCCGACACACCAUUCACAUUGGGAAAGGAGGGGAGCAGGACGCCUUUGGAGACAUGUCUUUUCUUCAAGGGAAAUAUGACCUUCUCCCAGGUAAAGAAGAGCCGGUUGCUCAACAGCAUGUUGCAUGCAGUGAGUUCUUCAGAGCAAACAGCACCUCUGAUGCCACAUUGGCAGAGACUCCUUCUCCUGUAUUAAAAAAUGCCAUUUCCCUUCCCGCGAUUGGUGGUUCACAAGCUCUUACUCUGCCCUUGCUCUCCACAGUGGCAUUCACCUCAACCCCCGAACACUUAGACCCAGUACAGAGACUCCCAGUCACGGCCGAAGCCAAAACAGAACUGGGGAAAUUAGAAGAGAACGAGCUCCGCCUUUCCAUGGAAGUUCUUAAUUCAACCCAAACUCUCUUGACGGAAAAGGCACCGAAACCAAACCUUUCAUCCUACAUGCCAAAGGAAAAAACAAAUCCACUUGAAAAUGAUAAAUUACAUCUGAGAGAUAAUGGAUUUAAAAACACUGCACGCAGUUACACUAAUGGCAAUGGCGCAAUUCUUCAUUCUUCAGAUAUUUCUGGAUAUUACGCCGAUUGGUUGAAAGACAGUACUGCAGAGGACAGUCGCCUGUGCGACUCUGAGUUUAAACUAACAAAAGGGAAAAGUGGUUCAGGAGACUCCAUUUCAAAGAUCACUGGCUCCCUCCUGUCACUUGAACUGGAUUUGGGACCUUCUAUUUUGGAUGAAGUUCUUAAUGUUAUGGAUAAAACAAAGACGACAGGCAAUCAGUGAUUUAAUUGCAGUAUAGGAAAACAAACAAAGCAAUGGGCACAAAGACUUAGGCAUAUCACCACAUGCUUGAGAUGUGGACUGGAAAAAUACAGGAGUGGCAAGACUAUUUAUUUACAUUUUUUUACAUUUACCUUAUUGUCUGUCUUUUGUACCUUUUUUUGCGUAGCUUGCAAAAAAAAAAA
Molecule: messenger RNA, 1853 nt
Organism: Lepisosteus oculatus (spotted gar)
Lineage: Eukaryota; Metazoa; Chordata; Actinopteri; Semionotiformes; Lepisosteidae
Gene: cdc42ep3
Product: CDC42 effector protein (Rho GTPase binding) 3
Biological process (GO): regulation of cell shape; positive regulation of pseudopodium assembly; positive regulation of actin filament polymerization
Cellular component (GO): cytoplasm; membrane
Molecular function (GO): small GTPase binding
Source: RefSeq, a predicted model, not a curated record